UGGAGGCAUGCCUCCUCCGCUAUAAAAGCCCAGGUGCGCCAACGCGAGGGCUCCACGCGGGGUCUUUGCAGCCCAUCCGCCGGAGGAGCCAUGGAUGGUCUUCCCUGCUUGGUUUUCCUCUUCCUGGGCUAUUCCGCCUUUGCAGCCGCAGCCUCGGAAGGAUCCUGGUGUUAUGCCUCACAACAGUGUGAAGUCCUAAAUUGCCAAGAACCUCGCCUAUGGCCGAAGCUCUAUUCAGAAUGUGGAAAAGACAAACAAUCGCCGGUUAAUAUUCUCACCCGGCAGGCAACAUGCAACGAUUCUCUGAAAGCUUUUAAAUUUAUAGACUACGAUGUCAAAUCCAGGCACAAGUGGAACAUGAAAAAUAAUGGACACACAGUCAUCGUUCUGCUGGAUGAGUCUGGGAAGGUGGAGAGUGGGGGUCUGAACGGGAAAUACAAGGCGGUACAGUUUCAUUUCCACUGGGGAAGCCAGGUGGGGAAGACGCGGAGUCCUGGAUCUGAACACAGCAUCGAUGGAGAGAGGUACCCCAUGGAGCUUCACAUUGUCCACAUUAAGGAGAAAUUUAGCAAUGUGGAAUCAGCAAUCAAAGAAAAAGGCGUAGCCGUGCUGGGAUUUUUUAUAAAGGCUGGCAAAAAGAACUCAAACUAUGAACCACUCAUUUCAAAUUUAGAAAAGAUUGGGGCUCCAGAGCAAAAAGUAGAGAUUCCAGCUUUGCCCCUGGAAUCCUUGAUCCCGGACAAGAAGGAUCUCACAAGCUUCUAUCGCUACACUGGCUCUCUGACAACCCCUGCCUGCAAUGAGGAGGUGAUCUGGACCCUGUUUGAGGAACCCAUUGAACUUGAGUGGGAGCAGAUCGAAGAGUUCUGGGAAAAGGUGUAUUUCGACCGUGAGAAAAAUCUUCCGAUGGUGGACAAUUUUCGACCCGUUCAGCCUCUGGGUGCCCGGAUUGUCCAAAAAUCGAACUCAAACCUCCUGCUGCCUUUGAGAAGCGCUCUCUUGCUGGUGCCCACUGCAGCGUUCCUGGCCUUCACUUGGGUCUCCUGAAGAGAAACUGGAAACAUCUGGAUAAUUUGCAUUGAAUUGGCCCGGCUUCCUCCACUUGAAAGCCUUCGGCAUCUCCCAGCCACAAUCUGGAAUCUCUUUCACAGGAGGGCCAGGAUCUCCUAGCAGAGACAGAUUUCUGGAUGAGGUUCUCCUGCGUUAGAGCGAUCCAAUGUACCACACAUGAAUUAUUCUCGUGCCAAAAUCAUGCGGUCCAAAUGACGCCUGCGUCUUCACAAGAAUUUUAAGCGGCUGAACCUAGAAUAUUAUUCUCACCCUGUUCCUACUUUCCAAUUGUAACUCUCUGGUGGGGUAGAAAGUCAGUUGCUCCUUCUCUUUCUCUUCUCCUCCUUCUCCAUCUGUUCUUCCUCUUCCUUUUCUUCUUCUCCUUCUCCAUA
This is a messenger RNA of Thamnophis elegans (Western terrestrial garter snake), 1442 nucleotides long. RefSeq names its product carbonic anhydrase 4 (gene CA4). Lineage: Eukaryota; Metazoa; Chordata; Lepidosauria; Squamata; Natricidae. Bases 91 to 1047 code for a protein of 318 amino acids. The transcript has 8 exons. Gene Ontology annotation, cellular component: plasma membrane. The record is from RefSeq and is a predicted model, not a curated record. Gene Ontology annotation, molecular function: zinc ion binding; carbonate dehydratase activity.